Molecule: messenger RNA, 1710 nt
Organism: Labrus mixtus (cuckoo wrasse)
Lineage: Eukaryota; Metazoa; Chordata; Actinopteri; Labriformes; Labridae
Gene: gbx1
Product: gastrulation brain homeobox 1
Exons: 2
Coding region: 263-1225 (320 amino acids)
Biological process (GO): regulation of nervous system development; regulation of transcription by RNA polymerase II
Cellular component (GO): nucleus
Molecular function (GO): DNA-binding transcription factor activity, RNA polymerase II-specific; RNA polymerase II transcription regulatory region sequence-specific DNA binding
Source: RefSeq, a predicted model, not a curated record
AGCGUGUGUUUAUGUCUCAGUGUGUGACAAAUAAGAGGGAAAAGGUAGCGACAGGGCUCACAACAAAAGCGCAGAGAGAGAGAGAAAGAGCGCAGAGAUCCGGAGAAGCAGUCCACUCACUCCCAGGAAUGACAACACGGCGGAGGAUCUACUUUCUCUCCGCUCCGUUCUUGCACUGAAAGUUUUACGCGUCGCCGAGGGAAAAAGGGACACCUGCUUUUUCAAGUUUCCACUAGUAAAAAAAAAAAUACUUGCCUGCAACAUGCAGCGACCAGGCCCAGGGACAGCGUUCUCAAUCGACUCACUCAUAGGGACUCCUCAGCCCAGACCGGGACACCUGCUCUACACGGGUUACCCCAUGUUCAUGCCGUACAGACCUUUGGUUAUCCCACAAGCUUUAUCCCACUCGCCUUUAUCGUCUGGGAUACCUCCUCUGGCGCCUUUGGCUUCUUUUGCGGGACGCCUCACGAACACGUUCUGUGCCAGUUUAGGACAGGGGGUGCCGUCCAUGGUCGCGCUCACCACCACGAUGCCAAGUUUCUCGGAUCCACCGGACAGUUUCUACCCGCCACAAGAGCUCCCGGGCCCGCGUUUGAGCGCAGCAGAUCCCGGGGCGAGGAGGCUGGAGAGUCCGCACUCUGACGACCUCCACAGCCGGGACAAGGGCUCCGAUCUGCUCAACUUCUCAGAAACUUUUCAAACUAUAUCAGGUGAGACCAAACUGUACAGCUCAGACGACGAGAAGCUGGACCGAAAAUCCGCAGACACCGCUUGCAGUGACCGGGAAGACAGCUCCGUGGACAGCGAGAACGAAAGUUUCUCUGACGGGAACAACUGUGGCUCCCUGUCCCAGAAGAGCAAACUGAAAACCGGCUCUCAGGAGGCGUUACCCACCGGCAGCUCUGCGGGGAAGAGCCGGAGGAGACGAACAGCUUUUACCAGCGAGCAGCUGCUGGAACUGGAAAAGGAGUUUCACUGUAAAAAGUACCUUUCUCUGACUGAACGCUCGCAGAUCGCACACGCGCUUAAACUGAGCGAGGUGCAAGUGAAGAUCUGGUUUCAGAACCGCAGGGCCAAGUGGAAACGGAUCAAAGCCGGCAACGUGAACAACCGGUCUGGAGAACCGGUGAGGAACCCCAAAAUAGUGGUCCCCAUCCCAGUGCACGUCAACAGGUUUGCAGUGAGGAGUCAGCACCAACAAAUAGAACAAGGGACCAGGCCGUGAACUCAGAAAAACCACAAAUCUUCAAGAAAGAAAAAACACUUACAUGUUGAACGCAUGAAGCACAAACAGGAGGAGCCGAUCGUCCUGCCUGAGAGCAGAGAAGAAGGAACAAUUAUUUGGCAACAUGCUUUCAUUUUUAUUUAUUCUUCUGUGAAUAUGUAAAUAUAAAUGGGUUAAAACUGGUACAAAUGGGCACUAUGAGAUGAGACUGUAAAGAUUUUUUAAGUAUUUAUUUGUAGGGCCAAAAUGUUCUGUUGUGCAUGUCCUUUUUGGUGAAGCUGGAUUUUUUGUUUUGUGUUUCGUACAUUUGUUGAGCACAUUUGCAUGUCAAGACGGUUUUACGUUUUGUUUGGAGGCUGUAGGUUCCACAGUUGACAGCAAUUUGUGAAGAAAAAAAAAGAUGUGAAGGAAAUAAUGACCAAACAAGGGACAAGUGUAAAGUAUAUUGACCUAAUAAAUCGCUUUAUACGAAAGUUUGAAUCCAG